Messenger RNA from Mycena indigotica, 645 nucleotides. Its product is annotated as Lactoylglutathione lyase. Gene Ontology annotation, molecular function: lactoylglutathione lyase activity; metal ion binding. NCBI's taxonomy places the organism in Eukaryota, Fungi, Basidiomycota, Agaricomycetes, Agaricales, Mycenaceae. The record is from RefSeq and is a predicted model, not a curated record. The transcript has 3 exons. The coding region runs from base 1 to 645 and encodes 214 amino acids.
AUGUGUGUGUUAGUGUGGAUAACAUCCAAGCCGCUUGUGCCAGGCUCGAAGAGGCGGGGUAUCGUUUUCCAGAAGAAACUCACUGACGGACGGAUGCACAAUAUCGCCUUCGUUCUCGAUCCGGAUGGGUACUGGGUCGAGGUCAUUUCGUUCAACGACAUCGAGAAGACCGCAGAAAUCAAGGAGACAAACCUGGAAUCAUAUCGCAUGAACCAUACCAUGAUUCGCGUUAAAGACCAGGCCAAGUCGCUCGCAUUCUACACUGACGUAAUGGGCAUGAAUCUCAAACGCGUGUCUGAGAAUCCCAAUGGCAAAUUUACGCUGUACUUCCUCGGGUAUGGACCUGCAGAGGGCGUGACCGGGGGCCUCGAAGGUUUAUUAGAGCUUACCUGGAACUGGGGCACAGAAUCCGACCCGGAGUUCAAGUACCACAAUGGCAACGACCAGCCGCAGGGCUUUGGGCACAUCUGUGUCAGCGUGGACGAUCUUGAUGAGGCUUGCAAGCGCUGGGAAGAGCUGGGUGUGAAUUGGAAGAAGCGACUGACUGACGGGAGGAUGAAGGACGUUGCAUUUAUUCUGGACCCUGACGGUUACUGGAUUGAGAUUUUGCAAAACGAGGCCUUGAAGAAGCGUGCGGAUUGGUGA